Molecule: messenger RNA, 2777 nt
Organism: Polyodon spathula (Mississippi paddlefish)
Lineage: Eukaryota; Metazoa; Chordata; Actinopteri; Acipenseriformes; Polyodontidae
Product: DCC-interacting protein 13-beta-like
Exons: 22
Coding region: 353-2389 (678 amino acids)
Biological process (GO): signaling
Cellular component (GO): cytoplasm; endosome membrane
Molecular function (GO): protein binding
Source: RefSeq, a predicted model, not a curated record
UUUUGUUUUUUUUAGAUCAUAACCUCUGUAUUCAGGUUUGAAGCACUGUCAUUGUAUCAAUCUAGGUAACAAUAUAAUGCAAUAUGAUGUAUUAGUUCGAAAAUAAAAUAAGAGCGGGUGCUAGAAAUGAACGCAGACGUGUGUGUUUUUGUUGCGCCAGUGUGGGUGCUGUACCGUUGAGAGGCAGGCGGGGUACGCGGGUGUAGCUUGUUGCUGGCACUCAGUGCACUGGGCUGCAGACAGACCGAGUCCUGAUACAAUACGUGUCGCCCGUUCAGAACAGAGAGCUCGCCGGGAGAGUGGAUUAAAAAAAAGAACAUCUAAAUAAUUAAAAGAAUCUGCAGUGAUCAACAUGCCGGCCGUCCACAGACUGCUGCUGGAAGACGCGUUACAGGACAGUCCUCAGACUCGCUCCUUGCUCAGCGUGUUUGAAGAGGAUGCUGGGACGCUCACUGAUUACACCAACCAGCUGCUCCAGUCCUUGCAGCGUGUCUUCGGGGCUCAGAAUGAGAUGAGUUUAGCCACCCAGCAGCUAUCGAAGCAGCUUCUGGAGUAUGAGAAGCAGAAUUUUGCCCUGGGGAAAGGGGAUGAAGAAGUCAUUAGCACUCUGCAAAACUUUUCAAAAGUGGUAGACGAGCUGAACACUCUGCACACAGAGCUGGCUCACCAGCUGGCUGACAGGAUGGUGUUCCCCAUGAUCCAGUUCAGGGAGAAGGACCUGACAGAAAUAAGCACACUGAAAGACAUGUUUGCUAUUGCCAGCAAUGAGCAUGACGCGUCUAUGGCAAAGUACAGCAGGCUGCCCAAGAGGAGAGAAAAUGAGAAGUUGAAGACGGAUGUGGUCGGAGAGGUUGCGUAUUCCAGGAGGAAGCAGCACCAGGCCUCCAUGCAGUAUUACUGCGCUCUGAACGCGCUGCAGUACAGGAAGAGGGUGGCCAUGCUGCAGCCCAUGCUAGGCUACACACAGGCACAGGUGAAUUUUUUCAAGAAAGGAAUGGAUAUGGCUUCAAAGAAAAUGGAGAGCUUUUUGUCUUCAGUCACUAGCAUGAAUCAGAGUAUACAGAGCCAGCUGGACUCGGAGGCAGAAGCGAUGAGGCAGGCCCAGCGAGAGCUGCUGUCUGUGGAGGACUCGAUCUACAUGCCAGACCAGGACGCCGCCAACCCCCUCAUCAACAGGAACCUGGUACAGAAGGCUGGAUACCUGAACAUCCGGAAUAAAACGGGCCUGGUGACGACGACCUGGGACCGGCUGUACUUCUUCACCCAGGGAGGGAACCUGAUGUGCCAGCCACGGGGAGCAGUGGCUGGGGGGAUGGUCCUGGACCUCGACAACAGCUCUGUGAUGGGGGUGGACUGUGAGGACCGGAGAUACUGCUUCCAGAUCACCUCUCCGGACGGUAAAAUGCAUGUGUCUUUUGAUUGGAUCAGUGACUGGAGCUCUGGGCUACAGUCUGGAAGGUGUAUAACCCUCCAGGCUGAAAGUAAAAAGGAAUAUGAAGAGUGGAUCUGUUCUCUCAACAACAUCUCCAGACAGAUUUACCUGACAGACAACCCAGAGGCCGUUGCUAUCAGGCUCAAUCAAACUGCAAUACAGGCAGUUACCCCGAUAACCAGCUUCGAGAAGAGACACGACACCUGUGCUGAGAGGGCGAAGCCAGUAGCAGCGGAGCCCUCCGGCGUGGCUCCCCAGGACACCCCUGACUCGCUGGAGAUGAUCACGCCCGGGACCCCCAUCCAGUUUGACAUCAUGCUGCCAGCCUCCGAGUUCCUGGAUCAGAACCGAGCGGGAGGAGGGAGGCGCACAAAUCCCUUUGGAGAAUCUGAAGAUGACUGCGCUGUGCAAUCUGAAGACUCCCUCCUGCACCAGAUGUUCGUGGUGCGGUUCCUGGGGUCCAUGGCGGUCCGCUCGCAUCGCUCCACGGAGGUGAUAUACGAAGCCAUGCGGCAGGUACUAGCGGCCCGAGCCAUCCACAACAUCUUCCGCACAGCGGAGUCGCACCUCGUCGUGACCAGCAAGAGCCUGCAGUUGAUUGACCCUCAAACGCAGGUUACAAGAAUAAGUUUCCAGCUGAGGGAUGUCGUCCAGUUCGCAGCGCACCAGGAGAACAGGCGGCUCAUUGGCUUCGUGGUGCAGGGACCUGAGAUCUCUGAGGAGAUGGAGCCGUCGCUGAGCGCCUACGUCUUUGAGAGCAACACGGAGGGGGAGAAGAUAUGUUACACUAUAAGCUUGGGGAAAGAACUAAUUGAGGCAGAAAAGGACCCGGAGUCCCUGGCUCUGUUGAUGAAGUCGAUGCCUCUCACCAGUGACGGGAAGUUCCUCGUGCUGGAGAGCGAGACGGUGGGCGCUGUACAGAAUGGAGCUGAGGAGGGGCUGGAGUCUGAGGCCUAGUGGAGUAAAGGGGAGCUUUACUGCUGGGGUUCACAACACUACCGGUUACACAGCACUUAGCAGGGAGCACUGUGUAAAGAGAAGGGCAGGGCAGAGGUUCACGGCUGUAUUCUAUAUGAGUGCUUCUGGGAAUUUCAAUGUCGAGUCCUGUUAGAGUGAUUGAGUGAGUGUGUGUUGAUGGGGGGUUGGGAGAGAUUAUAAAGGCAUUCACAUAAUGAUCUGUGCUUCAGAGGCAGUGCUGGUAGUAUUCAGAGAUAAUCUGGACCUGCCCCACCUACAAGGUCUAUAGCAUGGUGUGUUAGGCCACUGUGUCUUUUAGUAAUGACUUCAAUCCAUUUAGUCUACCAGCAAGGUGUGUGCAGUGUGUGUGUGCAGUGUGUGCGUGUGC